AUGCUAUCCCGGUAUAAGGAGUGGGUAAGGCGCCACCCUAACGUGGUGCAAAAUCUCGACUGGUUACUGCUCCUUACUGUAUGGAACCCCAGUCGCACAAAUGGUGGCUUUGAGUUCACGUAUGAAGCCUAUCAUGCCGCCGUGGGUCUUCUAUCGCUGUGGCAUCAAAACAUUCUUGAAGAAGGAGACCUGCCCACGUCGCGACCAGUACAGUACCUAUGGUUGGACGCUAUUGAAUACCUGGAAACCCUUAUCGAGCUGCGGGCUAUGCACCUGGAGAGCCGUGGCAAGAUGAAUCGCUACGGACCCCUGAUGGUGGUGGAGACCGUCAAGGCGGUGUUGAAGAUGUCCGCCUGGUCGCGCUACUCGGGCCACAUGUUCCUGCGGCGACCCUCCCCGGACGACCUGCACCAGUUCGAAUCCGAGCUGGGACUACAG
Messenger RNA from Volvox carteri f. nagariensis, 438 nucleotides. RefSeq lists its product as uncharacterized. The transcript is spliced from 3 exons. The record is from RefSeq and is a predicted model, not a curated record. Gene Ontology annotation, cellular component: peroxisomal membrane. Gene Ontology annotation, biological process: peroxisome organization. Lineage: Eukaryota; Viridiplantae; Chlorophyta; Chlorophyceae; Chlamydomonadales; Volvocaceae. The annotation marks the transcript as partial.